AUGUAUUCACAUAGAUUUUCUAUUGUAUUAUCAAAAGAUUGUAAUAGACUUGACCAUGAUAGUAUGACAACUCUUCCAUCGGGAUUGAGUGUAUUUUCACCUAGGGAUGUGUCAUUUGACACUACUAAUCCAAUGCUUGAUUUGGAUGACCCUUUUUCACUUAUAUCACCUCGUAUUCGUAUGCCAGGUUAUUACCACAAUGUGGACGAUAUUGACCACCACCACAAAACAUCAUCAUCAUCACCAUCAUCUUCUUCAUACUAUGGAUCACUCGGGUCAUCAUCCGAGUCCAUUAAUGAUUCAUCAUCAUCUUCACCAUCGUCGUCAUCGUCAUCGUCACCAACAUCACUAUCCACGUCUCUUGACUUGUGUCUUUAUCAACAAUGUAAAUUAGAAGAACAAGAAGAAGGACAUGAACAAGACCAAGUUCAUUCUUUGUCACUUGUAUCAACUCCUUUGUAUCUUUUACCAUUGUCUUGCAGCAACAACAACAUUUUCAUGGAUGAUGUCAUUCUUACUACAGAUGCUCCUACAUGCUCUGCCAUCCAAUCAUAUACUGGUAUUUCACAAAACUCGAUUUCACCCUUCUCGUCAAGCAGCAGUAGCUUGUUUACACCAUCGUCACCUCCUCCACCAUUGCCAUUGUCUCGAGCCAUCCGUCCAUUAACAUUAAAGAUUCGUGGUAGUAUUUACAAAAAAGUAGCAGACCCACCAACACCAAGCAAUGAUGAUUAUUCAUCAGAAUCGACCGAGGAUGAAGAUGAAGAUGAGUCAAUGUCUGAUGUCAAUGAUGAUGAGGAUGAUCACCAACAACAUUAUCAACCAUCAUCCUCUACUAUAGUAAUGCCAACUACUACUACUACUACUUCUACUGCUAUUGUUCCAAUGGUUGAAAAGAAAAAGAUUGUUUUUACAUGCUAUAAAAAGAAAGUAGAGGUAGUCCAAGUAGAGAAAGAAGAGGAAGAGGACAAUAGUGACUCUUCAACAGACUCUGAAGAGAUGGAUAUUCAAGAUGAUAGUGAUCAAGAUUAUUCACCACCUGAAUCUGAAGACGACGAUGAGUCUUCUGAGGAUGAAUCCAAGAAGAAGUCAAGAUCCAAAAGAAGAACAGUUCCAAAAACUCCAUCAUCCAAUAUGUUGAUCUCUAAUUUUAGACAAAGAAGAAUGGCUUCUCCAAUCUUGCAGACCACUUCCAGUCCUACCACCACCUCUAUACAAAAAAAGAAAAAUAAUACAAGAAAGAGAACUGCUUCCUCUACUGUCACUACUCCUACUACCAUGACGACUCGUAAAAGAAAUGAAAUUGUCGCUGCUACUUCUACUGCUCUAACAACUACUACAACAAAUUCAGCAAGAAACUAUCGUAUCAAUGCCGACAAGAUUAGAAGAGUUGACAAAUCACUCAAAGUACUAUGUGAUGGAUUAUUUGCUUACCUUGGUCGUCAACCAAUCAAUCAAGUGAUUGAUCUUGCUGGAGCAAGUGAAGAGUUGAAUGUCACACCAAGACGUUUCUAUGAAAUCCUAAAUAUCUUUGAAUGUUUGGAAUUGGUCUCCAAAAGUGACCGUAACUAUGUUUGGCUUGGUAUUCAAAACCUCCACACUCGAGUGUCAUCCAUCAUCCACCGCAAAACAAACAAAAAGACUGCUCUCGUUGACCUUCAAGAUGAUGGUCAAAAGUCUCUUAUUAAACUAACAUUAAACUUUUUAUCAUUAUUUUCUUCAAAGCCAAAUAUUACACCACCAGAAGCUAUACAAGCACUUGGCAUUGAACAACAAAAAGCAAAGUCAAGAAGAGUCUACGACAUUGCAAAUAUUCUUCAAAGUUUGGGUGUCAUUACAAAGCAGAGAAUGUCAACAUCUGACAAAACCAUUCUAUUUAAAUUAUCCCUUUCUUAUAUAAAGUAA
Messenger RNA from Cavenderia fasciculata, 1905 nucleotides. RefSeq lists its product as uncharacterized. Gene Ontology annotation, cellular component: RNA polymerase II transcription regulator complex. Gene Ontology annotation, molecular function: DNA-binding transcription factor activity, RNA polymerase II-specific; RNA polymerase II cis-regulatory region sequence-specific DNA binding. The coding region runs from base 1 to 1905 and encodes 634 amino acids. NCBI's taxonomy places the organism in Eukaryota, Evosea, Eumycetozoa, Acytosteliales, Cavenderiaceae. Gene Ontology annotation, biological process: regulation of transcription by RNA polymerase II. The transcript is spliced from 2 exons. The record is from RefSeq and is a predicted model, not a curated record.